CCGCCAUCUUGCUUCAUAUAGACCGCCCCCGCUCUCCAGAUAGACCGCUACCGUGCUUCAGUCAUGCCUGCUUUCCAGAAUCCAGUCGUGCCCAGCAAACGGAAAUCCGAAGCCGCAGACGGACCUGCGGCAAAGAGACGACAGUCAGAGAUCGGGUCGAGCUCGACAGAGGAGUAUUGGGUGGUUCAAUGGAGAAACCCUCAGACGAGGAAGCACAAGACAUGGGACGAAGACGGAGUCCUCCAGGUAGUUGGGAGCAAGGCCACCCUGUAUGAUAUGGACGGGAAAGCUGUGGGCUUCGGACGAGCCGACUUGCCUCUGUCAUCUGGCAAGAACUUCUCUGUCGGCGGCAAGGACCUCGAGCUCGACAGGGAGCUAACCAAGAGGGACUUCCUGUCCGGCUCCUGCUUCGGCAGCUCCACCUUCUCGGUGUCGACUCCCGUCGAGGCAUCACCCAUCCGAACAUCACACUCUGCAUACAAGGCCUUCAAGCCACCUACCAUUGGCAAGUCAUUCGCGCAGCCAUCGCGGGGCAUUCCCCUACAGCCUGUCAGCUUGCUGGCGACCUCGCAAUCCUCCUCGCAGGUGCGAAAUGAUGAUACUUCCUCGGACCAGAAGGAUGGGAUCUGGUCCGUUGCAUGGCGGAAGCCCGUCAACAAUAAGAAUAAGCAGACGUGGGAUGGGGACGCAUACGCCGAGAAGUCCGACGACAAGCUCACGCUCAUCUCCGAGGAGGGGAAGAUAAUGGGCUCCACAUCCUGCAAAGGGCAUCUCCUGUCUGAAGGCUACCGCAUGUACAUUGGCGGAAAGGAAGUGCGCUUCGAUGCCGUGAUGCCUCGCUCGCAGCUCCCGGACGCCGUACGUGAGCGCCUCAAGGACGCCGGGGAUGAUGAGGACGAUGUGGAAGUCGUUGCUGCGCCGACGCUGCCUGUCGUGAAGCCGCAGCCGAUGAAGCCGAUUGCGGCGGCGAAUUUCUAUGGCGCGCCGCCGAAGUCAAAGGAGCCGAAGCCGUUACACGAUCCGGCGGCGGAAGGAGCGAUUGUGAUGAAGGCGCCGACAAAGGACCAUAUCAAGAAGUUCAACAAGAAGGGUUUGCCUGUCGUUCCGGUCGUCAUUGAUCCUGUGCUCGGCCGUAGGCUUCGGCCUCAUCAAGUUGAGGGGGUGAAGUUCCUGUACGAGUGCGUCAUGGGCCUGCGGAAGCACGAGGGGCAAGGCUGCAUCCUUGCAGAUGAGAUGGGUCUCGGGAAGACUUUGCAGGUGGGGUGUAUGCGCAUCUCCCUCUUGCUUCAUCUGACGGUGCUUUGCGAAGACGAUCACCCUCGUAUGGACGCUGCUGAAACAAAAUCCGUUCUUCGGGCCCACGCCAGCGGUACAGAAGGUCUUGAUCGUAUGCCCAGUAUCCCUGGUGAACAACACACGAAGAACUGGAAGUCCGAGUUCCACAAAUGGCUCGGGCGCGAUCGCGUGGGUGUGACGGUUUGCGACAACAGCAACAAGGGAUUGCAGACGUUCUUGCAUGGAGGGAAGCACCAGCACGUCUUGAUCAUCGGUUAUGAGCGACUGCGGACCGUCGUCAACAAGAUCACGACGUGCAUCCCUCCUGUCGGGCUCAUUAUAUGCGACGAAGGGCACCGACUGAAGUCAGCGAACAACAAGACGACUACCAUGUUCAAGGCGCUCAAGACGCCGAGACGUGUGAUCCUGUCCGGGACGCCUAUCCAGAACGAUCUGAGCGAGUUCCACGCCAUGGCUGACUUCUGUAAUCCGGGUUUGCUGGACGACUACCAGACCUUCCGUCGCGUGUAUGAGAUACCCAUCGUCAAGAGCCGAACCCCGGAGGCGACCCCAAAGGAGCUCGAAAUUGGCGAAGGGCGGCUCGCUCAGCUGCUCACCAUCUCGAACAGCUUCGUCCUACGCAGGGAUGCCGGCUUGCUUGGCAAUUACCUGCCUCCCAAGCAUGAACACAUUGUCUUCGUCAAACCGACCCAGCUGCAAAUUUCCAUGUACCAGAAGAUCCUGCACCCGGACAAGGUCGAUGACUUCGUGAACGGGUCGCAGGCGGAUACGUUGGCGUUGUUGAACACCUUGAAGAAGGUGUCGAAUAGUCCGAUCCUUGUGAAGGCGGCGCAUGAUAAGGAUAAGGAGAGCUCGAGGACUAGUAUUGCGAAGAGUGCGGUGGCGGAUGCGGUGACGGUUCUGCAGCCGGACGCGAGGGUGGACGAUAUGACUUUGAGUGGCAAGCUGAUCCUGGUGUCGAAGCUGUUGAAGUACAUCUAUGAGCACACGGACGAGAAAGUCGUCUUCGUGUCCCAUUAUACUUCUUCACUCAACAUCCUGUCGGCCUACUGCGACCGCAAGCGAUACAAGUACAACCGUCUGGAUGGCAAUACCCCGCCUGCUAAGCGCCAGGAAUACGUCAACCAGUUCAACAAGUCUACGCAGAGGAGCAACUGUGCCUCGAGGCUCAUCUUGUUCGAUUGUGACUGGAAUCCUAGUUACGACUUGCAGUCUGCAGCUCGUUGUCAUCGCGAUGGUCAGAAGCGGCCUGUGCACGUCUACCGUUUCAUGACGGCUGGCCUCAUAGAUGAGAAGAUCUACCAGCGUCAGGUCACGAAGUUGGGACUAAGCAGUUCUCUCAUGGGAUCGGAGUCGUCCAAGGACAAGAGCGACUCGUUCACGCGGAAAGACCUUCGCGAUAUCUUCCGCGUCUACGCCGACACCGGCUGCAAUACGCAUGACCUUCUGGACUGCUCGUGCGAGGCAGACAUGCCACCAGCUUCUCCCGAAGACGAAGGGUCCCCGGAUGAGGACGAGUCCGAGGAAGAAGACGGCGAGGAGCGGAAGGGGUUCCUACCUGCCUCGCAGGUUAAACCCAAAGACAUCAGCAAGGCCGACAAAGCGGACCUGCAGAAGAAGAAGGCUGCCCUGGCGGCCUUGGGAGAGUUCAAGCAUAUCAACUGCUUGGGCCCCGGCGCUGAGAACAUGUCGGACGGCGUGUUGCGAAGCUUGCUGUACCGGCCACCUCCGACGGAAGCCUCGGCACCCAAAUCUCAGCUGGAGACUUUGCUGUCCCUCGAUCUCGCCACGAUUGACGCGAUGGAUGCUAGCAAGAAGUUCCAAUCGCUUCCCGGGGGUACAAUUACUUACGUCUUCGAGAAGACUGCAUCGACGACGCCGGAGGACGUGCCGAUGAAGGAGGCCUAGAGGGUUACAGUACUUAGCUUGUAUACGAGAUGUACUUGGUGUACUAAUGCCCGGCUGCUGCGCUGCUUGCUGUCGACAUGGAUCGGACUUCAG
Molecule: messenger RNA, 3297 nt
Organism: Schizophyllum commune H4-8
Lineage: Eukaryota; Fungi; Basidiomycota; Agaricomycetes; Agaricales; Schizophyllaceae
Exons: 24
Coding region: 64-3204 (1046 amino acids)
Biological process (GO): reciprocal meiotic recombination; double-strand break repair via homologous recombination
Cellular component (GO): nucleus
Molecular function (GO): ATP-dependent chromatin remodeler activity; ATP binding; DNA translocase activity
Source: RefSeq, a predicted model, not a curated record